This is a messenger RNA of Ciona intestinalis (vase tunicate), 1522 nucleotides long. The record is from RefSeq and is a predicted model, not a curated record. Lineage: Eukaryota; Metazoa; Chordata; Ascidiacea; Phlebobranchia; Cionidae.
UGGUUACUCGUAAGCUGGAACAACCGUGUUGCUGGAACAACGACUGUUGUUUUCCGGCCACGCGAGACUAAAGUAAGUUUCAUAUAUUCAUUCAUCGUAACACAUGCUGGCUAUCGCUCAACAACUCUUCCUAACACUGCUUUAUAGGCCAUGCCCUCGGUAAACUAGAAUUCCCGCGCCCGCUGUUAAUGUAAUUCAACUCAGUACUAAUUAGCAGCGCGUUAAACCAUAGUAUACUUAAAACAUCUUUUAGUAUACUCUGGUUAAACUGGAUACCCACAUUCCAUUAGAGCACGUACUGAUAUUUUUUCAGAACAUAGGCAUUACGCGUUUAUACGUUUAUAGAUAUUAAGCGUUUACUAGCAAUUUUCCCAGCACAAGCUAUAAGAAACGGGUUAUUACUGUGGUAAAUUUAUUUUACCAAACAAUACACUUCCCUGUUUUAAACAGUUAGUUAUAAUUUGGGUAAAGUUUCAUGAGAUAUUAUGUAGUGUUAACAGGCAAUUAAUAAUACUUGUUCAAAGAAAUAUUUGCUAGGUCCCUUGUAAGAGCACUCUCUUAGUUGGUAACCAAGCAGCGGGUAUUCUUAACCUCUUGAAGUUGAUGAUUGAAUACAAAAAUUAUAAAUGUUGCACUUAAACAGAAUUCGAUUAUCUCAAUGGAUACUAUUUCAUAUUUUCAUCACAAACCGCAAAUCAUGCUGGUGCAAAAUCUGCAUGUGUUAGAAUGGGUGGUCACCUUGCAAUUAUACCAGAUUGGGAAACUGAAAAUUUUCUUCGAAACAAAGGACUCAUUUACAAAUAUAGAACGAAAAAUUGGAUGACAAGCAAUAAUUAUGCUUACAUUGAUGCGGUAAAGACAUCAGAUGGAACUGGCUGGGAAUGGAGCACAACACAUGACAAGUUUUAUUUUAGAACAACUCCGCGUGGUGAUGAUGAAAACCGGUUUAAGGAAAAUGGAAUGCAUAACUACUGGCAUCCACAACAUCCAAGUACAGGAAGUACAGCAGUAUUAGGAACAGGAGCUUUUUCAUGGUAUUGGAUUUCUGUUGAUCCGUCGACUGUUGGUCAUUACAUUUGUCAAAUUCCAGUCACAUUAGAAUACUUCAAAAGAAGUCAAUAUAUGUUUUCUCCAUUCACUGCAAAUCAUGCUGGUGCAAAAUCUGCAUGUGUUGGAAUGGGUGGUCACCUUGCAAUUAUACCGGAUGCAGAGACUCAAACUUUUAUUCACACUAAAGGAGCUGCUUACAAGAGUGCAGGAAAAUGGAUGACAAGCAAUUAUACUGGUUUAAUAUGAAUUAACUGUUUUCAAUUAUUUCACUUACUUAUGUCUACUGUCUAGCCAUAUUACUUCAAUUUAAGGUUUUGUAGGCCAAAGUGAAAAAAUACAUACAAUAAUUUUUUAGUAAAACCCACCCACCUUAAUUGAGGUACUUUAGCAUAAUGAGAAAUGACAAGCCGCCUAAAAAAGAACUAUAAGUCAUUGUAACUGCAUUUUUAUCCAAUAAACCAAUCAACUUUUU